GUAGGCCCACUGCACUUUAUGAAUAAUGAAAAAGUGACGUAAACAAUGCGGCUCCUCUUUGCGGCUCCAGGCUCGAGGCGCGCGCACGGAGGCGUGAUGCGGCCGUGACGUGGUUCGAGUCGGGGAUCUUUAAUCCUCUGCCGCAGCAGCAGCCCAGCCGGUCACCGGAGGAGGGGGGCAGCACGGUUCGGACAGGGGAAUGGGCCGCGCCGGCUAGGAAACGCGCAACCAGGCCGAAGCAGCUCGGUGUUCAGGUUUCGACGGCGAGUCCGCCGAGACGAGGAGAGACUCCGACGGGAAGCAGGCGAGUAUUUCUGUCUAGGCCUGACCCCCUCCACCUCCAGCCAAUUCACUCAUAUCCCCCCCGCCGCCACCACCACCACCACCAGCUGGAAGGACCACACAGAGACACACCGGCGGUCGACUGUACGCCGUUUUUUAAAAGCGCUUUCCUGCCGAGUUGAAACGUCAAACUUGGUGUUCGUAGAUUUCGCCGCCGCGCGGAUCCUGCGCCUCGCCCUGCCAGUUUCCCCGAGAGUCAUUUAUUCCUCGGUUCGCCCUUCACGAGCGCCGCCGCGUCCCCUCGUUUCCUGUCAGCGACUGCGCAUCAGCACAACAUGCAGGAUGAGCCGGUGGGGGUGACAGCCGCUCAGUUGCCCCCAUCAGCCCAGGAGGAGGAGGACCGCAUCAGCAGCAGCACCAGCGGCGGCGGCGGCAGCAGCAGCGGCGGCUCGGUCAGCAAAUCCGCGAAGCGAGCCGUCCAGACCGAGAGCCAGCCGAGCUCCUUCACGUCGGAUUACAUCCACCUAACCCAGAAGAUCUCUUUCCCCGAGCAUUUCUGCCACACGCAGUCCCUCUGUGACCUUCAGCGGAGCACACAUCAGCAGCUCCGGUUCACCCCGGCAGAGCAGUUCCCCCCGCCCCCGGGGCGCUUCGGUCACCUGCAGCCCUUCUCCAGCGCCGCUGACCCCCGCGGCUCUGCUGUGGAGGCGGCCGAAGCCGAUGCUGCGACGCCAUCGCCUCCCUCUGGCAAUCUGAACGAGAUCCAAAUGGACUCCCCCAUCGCCCACCACUUGAAUAACGGCAAUGGCAGCAGCAGCAGCACCGGCAGUAUGCUGUCCGGGGGUCUCGGCGCCGCUUUCCCCAACCUGCCCUCCUCCCAGGAGAUCCAGAGCGCCGGCGGCGGCCCGUCCUCGCCCUCCCUCCCCGGUUUCGGCACCCCUUGGUCCGUGCAGACCAGCUCCUCGCCUCCGCCGGCGGCCAGCUCCAUCAACCCCAUGCACGCGAACGCCAUCAGCCAGAUGCCCGGCGCGGACUCCGAGAACAGCUUCUACCCGGGCAUCCCGUCCUCCAUCAACCCGGCCUUCUUUCAGAGCUUUUCGCCGGUGUCGGCUAAUCCGUGCGCCGGGAUUAACGUGCAGGGCUUCGGCGGCCCGUUCUCGCCUCAGAUGAACGUUCCUCAGCAGCCGCAGAGCCGCAGGUCUCCGGUCAGUCCCCAGAUGCACCCCCAGCAGGGCGCCUUCCUGCAGCAGAGGAACAAUUACAACCAACACCAGCCCAUGAUGAAAGCGUCCCCAUGGGGGAGCCACCAGGGUAACGGCUGGGGCGGCGGCGGCGGCUGCGGAGGUGGGGGCAUGUCUUGGGGCCGGGACCACCGCAGAGGCAGCGGCAUGGGUGUGCCCGGCUCCGUCAGUCACGCCUCGCCGCUGAAGAAGCCCUUCUCCAGCAACGUCAUCGCCCCGCCCAAGUUCCCACGCUCCGGAGGGUCGCUGGGGCCGAAGUCCUGGAUGGAGGAGAACAUGUUUCGCACAGACAGCAACAGCAACACCAUGUUGCCCCUGCAGGACCGCUCCAGAAUGUACGACAGCCUGAACAUGCACUCCCUGGAGAGCUCCCUGAUCAACAUCAUGCGAGUGGAGCAGGAUCCGAUAAAAGGCCGUGUGGGCUGCCCUAACCCCGGGGCCGACGGCCUUCUCAUGCUCAAUGCCAGAAGCUAUGGGAGACGUCGAGGCCGCUCCUCUCUCUUCCCGAUCGACGACAAUCUCCUCGACGACGGCCACGGCAACCAGGGUGUCCCGGGUGUCCUCGGCUCCCCCAACUGCUACCCCCACCAAAACGGGGAGCGCAUCGAGCGCUUCUCUCGUAAGGUGUUUGUGGGGGGCUUGCCUCCUGACAUAGACGAAGAUGAAAUCACCUCAAGCUUCCGUCGCUUUGGUCACCUGGUGGUCGACUGGCCACACAAAGCUGAGAGCAAAUCCUACUUUCCCCCUAAAGGAUACGCCUUCCUGCUGUUCCAGGAGGAGACCUCGGUGCAGGCCCUGAUUGAAGCGUGCAUGGAGGAGGAUGGGAAGCUCUACCUGUGUGUUUCCAGCCCCACCAUCAAGGACAAACCAGUGCAAAUCCGACCAUGGAACCUGAGCGACAGUGACUUUGUGAUGGACGGGUCACAGCCUCUCGAUCCCCGUAAAACCAUCUUUGUGGGAGGAGUCCCUCGUCCCCUGAGAGCAAUUGAGCUGGCCAUGAUCAUGGACCGCCUCUACGGUGGAGUGUGCUACGCAGGAAUCGACACAGAUCCAGAGCUCAAGUACCCUAAGGGGGCGGGGCGGGUGGCCUUCUCCAAUCAGCAGAGUUACAUCGCUGCCAUCAGUGCAAGAUUCGUCCAGCUGCAGCACGGAGACAUCGAUAAGCGGGUGGAGGUGAAGCCCUACGUCCUGGACGACCAGCUGUGUGACGAGUGCCAGGGCGCUCGCUGCGGCGGGAAAUUCGCUCCCUUCUUCUGCGCUAAUGUCACCUGUCUCCAGUACUACUGCGAGUUCUGCUGGGCCAACAUCCACUCCCGCGCAGGGCGAGAGUUUCACAAGCCCCUGGUGAAGGAGGGCGCCGACCGCCCGCGCCAGAUCCACUUCCGCUGGAACUAACAGGGGU
Poeciliopsis prolifica (blackstripe livebearer) is the source of this 2925-nucleotide messenger RNA. It is a transcript of the gene cpeb2, whose product is annotated as cytoplasmic polyadenylation element binding protein 2. Gene Ontology annotation, biological process: negative regulation of cytoplasmic translation. The record is from RefSeq and is a predicted model, not a curated record. NCBI's taxonomy places the organism in Eukaryota, Metazoa, Chordata, Actinopteri, Cyprinodontiformes, Poeciliidae. The transcript has 11 exons. Bases 618 to 2918 code for a protein of 766 amino acids. Gene Ontology annotation, molecular function: mRNA regulatory element binding translation repressor activity; ribosome binding; translation factor activity, RNA binding. Gene Ontology annotation, cellular component: synapse; nucleus; cytoplasm.